This is a messenger RNA of Colias croceus (clouded yellow), 804 nucleotides long. RefSeq lists its product as uncharacterized. The record is from RefSeq and is a predicted model, not a curated record. NCBI's taxonomy places the organism in Eukaryota, Metazoa, Arthropoda, Insecta, Lepidoptera, Pieridae. The transcript has 3 exons. Bases 1 to 804 code for a protein of 267 amino acids.
AUGCCAGCCAACGAAGAUACCGAUGCUUUCUUAGAUGCGGUAAUGCAGCAGGACGCGCCGUCGUUGGUUCAUGAGAUCAAGCUUUUGCGCACAGAACUGUCCGGUUUUCGAAGGGACAUGUCACAGUUAACAUUGGCUAUAUCACAAAUAAAUACCAGAAUUGAUGAAGUGGAAGAAAGGAUCUCAAAGUUAGAGGAUAAAACUUUGACACAAACCCAGUCUGAUAACUGUGAGAGCCUGCUUAAAUCGGUUGCGGAGCUCCAAUACCGUCUCAAUGAGUCUGAACAGGAGAACCUGAUGAAUGACGUCGAGAUAACGGGCAUCCCGGAGAACAGCGCCGAGAACCUCACGCACAUUGCUAUGACGCUUGCUCGUAAAAUUGGUCAACAACUGGAUGAGCGUGAUAUAGUAAGCGCGCAUCGAUCUGGUCGGCGGCCUUUGAAUAAUGCCCCUAAUAACUCGUCUCGUGCGCGCCCCAUCGUCGUGCGCUUGGCGCGCAGAUCGGUACGGGACGACCUCCUGCGCGCUGCACGCGUGCAUCGCGGCGCAGACACCGCGGGAACUGAUAUCGGUGGCGAGCCUCGUCGCUUUUAUGUCAAUGAACAUUUAACUAGUACUAAUCGUAGAUUGUUUUAUAUAGCUCGUCAAAAAGCACUCGCCAUGAUGAGUUUAUGGUGGCAAUGGAUCGUCACGCUGUCGAUAUCAUGGCAAUCAACGAAACAUGGCUGCGUGAGGGCGAAGAAGGGCGUGCACCAAAUGUGCCGGGCUACCGCUUACGCCAUAUCCCUCGACCACAGACUUUGA